This is a messenger RNA of Acyrthosiphon pisum (pea aphid), 1414 nucleotides long. Its product is annotated as cytochrome P450 4C1-like. NCBI's taxonomy places the organism in Eukaryota, Metazoa, Arthropoda, Insecta, Hemiptera, Aphididae. Gene Ontology annotation, molecular function: heme binding; iron ion binding; oxidoreductase activity, acting on paired donors, with incorporation or reduction of molecular oxygen. The transcript is spliced from 10 exons. The record is from RefSeq and is a predicted model, not a curated record. The coding region runs from base 1 to 1377 and encodes 458 amino acids.
AUGUGGGUCAAUCGUAGCGAUUUCUUUAGACUUUUACUCGAAUGGCAUUCAAAAUUUGGAGACACGUAUCAACUAUGGAUUGGUCUUCGACCAUUCAUAGCAAUGGCUGAUGCUGAUCAUAUUCAGGAAAUUUUGAAGUCAUCCGUUCAUAUUGACAAGAAUUUAGAGUAUGAUCUACUACUUCCGUUUAUCGGUACAGGACUAGUGACCAGUUCAGGAUCUAAAUGGCAUACAAGAAGGAAGUUAUUGACACCAACGUUUCAUCAAAAUAUUCUCGAGGAAUUCUUACCGUUAAUAGAAAAACAGAUUAAAACCUUAGUAAAGGUGUUAAGAAAAGAGGUCAAUAACGUUAAUGGAUUCGAUAUAAAGCCCUACGCGAAAUUGGCUGCACUAGAUACCAUCGGAAACACAGCCAUGGGAUGUGAGUUAAACUCACAGGAGAAUUCCCAACUGGAAUAUGUUAAAGCUCUGGACGAGCUUACUGCAAUCAUGCAAAAACGGUUUAUAACACCAUGGUUGAAACCUAAUUUACUAUUCAACUUAACAUCUCUCAGUAAAAGACAAAAGGCGUGUAUAGACGUUAUACAUACAUUUACAAGAAAGGUUGUAAAAGAGAGGAAGGACAAUUUUAAACUAUUCAAAGAUCAGACGUCAGAUGCAAACAAAAAAAAAACCCCUUAUGGUAAAAAUUAUACUAAUAGAGCAUUAUUAGAUUUAUUGAUAGAAGUGUCCGAAGAUGGAAAAGUAUUAAGUGAUGAGGAUAUUCAAGAAGAAGUUGACACUUUCAUGUUUGCGGGAGUUGAUACAACUUCUGUCACUUUGUCUUGGGUUAUGUAUGUCUUGGGUAAACAUCCACAUGUACAAGAUAAAAUAGUGGAAGAAUUAAACGAAAAAAUUCCAAAUUUCGGUGAUGAGAAGUUAACAGUAAAUAUUUUAAGCAGUCUUGACUAUUUGGGAAGAACAAUCAAAGAAGUGCUACGCCUUUACCCAUCCGUCCCAUUUAUUGGUAGACAAAUUUACAAACCACUCACAAUUGGUGAUCACACUAUUUUGCCGGGCACGUCAAUCUUCAUAAACGUGUUUGCUUUACACAGAAAUGAAAAACAUUUUGAGAACCCGGAAAAGUUUGAUCCCGAUAGAUUUUUAGAGGAAAACAAAAAAGAUCGCCAUCGCUUUGCCUUCGUACCAUUUAGUGCAGGAUCGAGGAACUGUAUUGGACAAAAGUUCGCAAUGAUCGUUCUCAAAAUAGCUGUUGCCACACUUAUAAAAACAUACAGAGUUAAGUCAAUAGACCCAGAAGAAAAGUUGGGGCUUGUUGGCGAAAUCGUAUUGAACGCACUGAACGGAAUCCACGUGACACUUGAAGAACGGGCGUAAAAGAACUUACUGACUUUAAUACAUACAUUCAUAUUGU